This is a messenger RNA of Heterobasidion irregulare TC 32-1, 1422 nucleotides long. RefSeq names its product glutamate/ornithine acetyltransferase. NCBI's taxonomy places the organism in Eukaryota, Fungi, Basidiomycota, Agaricomycetes, Russulales, Bondarzewiaceae. The transcript has 4 exons. The record is from RefSeq and is a predicted model, not a curated record. Gene Ontology annotation, biological process: L-arginine biosynthetic process; L-ornithine biosynthetic process. Gene Ontology annotation, cellular component: mitochondrial matrix. Gene Ontology annotation, molecular function: L-glutamate N-acetyltransferase activity, acting on acetyl-L-ornithine as donor; L-glutamate N-acetyltransferase activity, acting on acetyl-CoA as donor. Bases 1 to 1422 code for a protein of 473 amino acids.
AUGGCCGCGCGCCGUCUGCCCGCCGUCUGCAAAAGGCUGUCUUCGUCGUCCGCAACCUCGACGUUCACCGCCAAAGCCGUCCCUUCCAAGGCCCACCUCCACCAGCCCAUUCCUGAUGCCUCCUUUCCCCAGGGCUACGCCCUCGCCGGCGUCCACUGCGGCGUGAAAAAGGACCCGAGCGCCCUCGACCUCGCCGUCCUCCUCUCGACCUCCCCGCGCCCGACGUCCACCGCCGCGUGCUUCACCCGCAACGCGUUCAGGGCCGCCCCGGUGACAGUGUCCCAGGAGGUGCUUACCGGGAGCGCCGGCCGUGCCCGCGCACUCGUCGUGAACAGCGGUUGUGCAAACGCCGUGACAGGCAAGCAGGGGCUCGACGAUGCGUGGGCGAUGGUCCGCGCGACGGACACGCUGCUCGUGCCGCCUCCGCCCCCGCGCGCCAAUGCGACGCUCGUGAUGUCGACAGGCGUCAUCGGACAGACCCUCCCCAUCGCUAACAUCCUCGCCGGCAUCCACGCCCUGUCCCCCUCCACGCCCCCAUCUCCUUCUGCGCCCUCUGCGAUCCUCGGGGCAGGCUUCCCCGCAUGGGAGCGCUUCGCGCGCGCGUUCAUGACGACGGACACAUUCCCAAAGCUGCGCGCGCGCACGUUCGCGCUCGGCGGGCGCACGUACCGCCUCGCGGGCGUCGACAAGGGCGCGGGCAUGAUCCACCCGAACAUGGCCCCGCACGCGACGCUCCUCGGGUGCAUCGCGACCGACGCCGCCGUCUCCCCGCGCAGCCUGCAGUCCGCGCUCGCGCACGCCGUCGACCGCAGCUUCAACUCGAUCAGCGUCGACGGCGACAUGUCGACGAACGACACGAUCGUCGCGUUCGCGAACGGCGCUGCGGCAGGUGAGGAGGGCGCCGCGGUCGAGGAGAUCGAUGAGGAGCGCGAUCGUGCGGGAUACGAGGCGUUCCGGGACGAGCUCACGAGCUUCGCGCAGGAUCUGGCGCAGCUAGUCGUGCGGGAUGGAGAGGGCGCAACGAAGUUCGUCACCGUCUCUGUUGAUGGCGCGACGACGUACGAAGACGCUCACAAGAUAGCAGCGCGGAUCUCCACCUCCGCGCUUGUCAAGACUGCGCUCUACGGCGAAGACGCAAACUGGGGCCGCAUCCUCGCCGCAACCGGCUCCAUCCCGCUCUCGACGCCCCUCGACCCCACGCGCGUCAGCGUCUCCUUCAUCCCCACCGAUGGCUCCUCGCCCCUCGCCCUCCUAGUCAAUGGCGAGCCCGAGAAGGUCGACGAGGUCCGCGCGAAGGAGAUCGUGAGCCUCGAGGACCUCGAGGUGCGUGUCGAGCUCGGGCUUGGGAGCGAGAGCGCCAAGUACUGGACGUGCGACUUCAGCUACGAGUAUGUCAGGAUCAACGGCGACUACAGGAGCUAA